AUGUGUGAAUCAGUUCCGGCAACCAAGCCGAUCGUCCACUGCACCGAAGACAUGGACUGCGCGCAUUUGAUAAGAUACAUCCCAAACGCCUAUUGCAAUUACACCGGAGGUUUCUGCUGUUCCGGACUAUUGGACGUCUGCUUCGGGGGCGGUCUCGUCCGGCCACUCCUAAGAUGCGAUACAGGAACGAUGGCCGGAUUCGAGACAUGCCACCCGGAUUUGGGGAACGGCGAACUCCGAGGUUUUUGCACCGAUAUCGGUGUAAGCUCCGAGGGUGACAAUUUUGUGUUCGGAAGACAUGGAUUGUGCACAUCUGAUGAAAGGAAUGGUCGGCACUGGCGGGUUGAUUCCGAAUGCUUAUUGCAAUCAAACGGGGGAUUUCUGCUGUUCCGGCUUGCUGGAAGUCUGCUUUGGCGGUAA
This is a messenger RNA of Caenorhabditis bovis, 420 nucleotides long. The record is from the annotation of a GenBank genome assembly. NCBI's taxonomy places the organism in Eukaryota, Metazoa, Nematoda, Chromadorea, Rhabditida, Rhabditidae.